CCCAUACUUACAAUGCAAUGAGAACCGGCUACUUCUUCUAAAACUACUUCUUGACAUGACGACCUUUGCCCGGAAAAGUAAAAGUACUCUAUAAAGAUGCCCCAAUACAAAGAGUUGGACACACUGCGCUCAUUCACAGCUAAACUGAACAUUGCCCUGUCCACACUUCCUGUGCCCAGACUGUUUGCUGAUCUACUGGUCCAGGAUAAGUUAGUAGGAGAAGCGGCAGCAAGGAACAUUGUCAGUCCAACUGGAAUCGAUGAUUACAACAAAGUCAGUAGACUGAUGUCGGCCGUGUAUUCGUAUGUGCAAACGGUUUCCAGUCAAGAAAAGGCUACCCUGAUAUUCAAUAAAUUGGUAAUCAUUUUGCACAAUGACCCGCUAGGUCUGGAAGAUCUAGCCCAGCAGCUUGUCCAACACCGAGGUGAGGGAGAUCCUACUUACAAGACACCUCUGACUGCUGAAGCAGUAGCUACACCUACUGUUUCUGUUCCUACCACGACUGAUGCAUCACCAAGUGCCCCAUCACCAAGUGCCCCAGUGGACAUCAUGCAAGCUAAGCCGACUCUGAUUCAACUCACUCUCCUUAAAUCGAAAUCUGAAACAGGCAAAGAGCUAGAGAGGGUGGAGAUCAUGAAGGAAGUAGCAGCCAAGUGGAAAGACUUUGGCUCAUUUUUGGAAUUUGAUCAGACCGGAACUCAGCUGAAUAAUUUGGCCUCACAGUAUGCUCAUGCCAGUCUCAGUCCAGUGGAGCCGUGCCGAGCUAUGUUCAUGCAUUGGCUGGAAGGAAAUGGUGUCAAGGCAACCUGGGAAAAAGUGCUUGAAUUCCUUAUAGACAUUAACAAGAAAGAGGUGGCAGAUAAAAUCGAAAAGAUUUUGCUGUGUUUAUAGAUAGACUUUUAUAGUAGUUAUUACAUUAUUUUCUUUACACAAUGACUUGUAGAUAAAAAAAUUUAUACUUAUGUUAACGAUC
Messenger RNA from Halichondria panicea, 973 nucleotides. RefSeq lists its product as uncharacterized. The transcript has 4 exons. Gene Ontology annotation, biological process: signal transduction. Bases 97 to 891 code for a protein of 264 amino acids. The record is from RefSeq and is a predicted model, not a curated record. NCBI's taxonomy places the organism in Eukaryota, Metazoa, Porifera, Demospongiae, Suberitida, Halichondriidae. Gene Ontology annotation, molecular function: protein binding.